AUGAAGACCCCCCUCCGAAUAGCAAUUCUCCAAUGCGACACCCCGCCCCCCCACGUCGUCGAGCUGUACGGCGCGUACGACCGCAUCUUCACCACGUUGCUUGAAACAGCCGCAUCGGGCCUUGGUUUGAAUCCCGAGAAGGACCUCGAGCUGAGCGCCUUUGACGUCGUAACUGCGCAGGAGUACCCAAAAAUUGAGGACAUUGACGCCGUCUUGAUAAGCGGAUCCAAACACAACUCAUUCGACAACACCCCCUGGAUCCUGAAGCUAGUUUCCUUUACAGAAACGCUCCUACAGCAAUCCCGGAUCCGGAUCCUGGGCGUGUGUUUCGGGCACCAGAUCCUCGGCCGCGCACUGGGCGCACGCGUCGGCCGCAGCGACGCCGGGUGGGAAAUCAGCGUUCUUCCCGUCCAGCUCAGCGCGCGGGGGAAGCAAGUCUUCGGGCAGGACACGCUGGCAAUCCACCAAAUGCACAAAGACAUCGUCUUCAGCACCCCUGCAGGCGUAGAGUCACUAGGCGCCAGCCCGGUGUGUGCGAUGCAGGGCAUGUAUGCUGCGCGGCGGUUGAUUUCGGUGCAGGGCCACCCCGAGUUCACCGAGGGGAUUGUGAGGCGGCUUGUUGAGAUGCGGCACCAGCAGGGGAUUUUCGAUGAGGAGCAGGCGCGGGAUGCGUUGGCGAGGGUGGGGAGGGAGCAUGAUGGGGUUGUUAUUGCGCAGGCGUUUUUGAGGUUUGUUAUGGAGGAUUAG
Molecule: messenger RNA, 747 nt
Organism: Didymella exigua CBS 183.55
Lineage: Eukaryota; Fungi; Ascomycota; Dothideomycetes; Pleosporales; Didymellaceae
Product: class I glutamine amidotransferase-like protein
Exons: 3
Coding region: 1-747 (248 amino acids)
Cellular component (GO): nucleus; cytosol
Source: RefSeq, a predicted model, not a curated record